AUGACCGGUAACGAGCUGCUUUCGUCUCAUGGGGAAGAUGGCAGUGUAACUUCAUCGCAAUACGUCACCGCGCCUUCAGCCUUCUCAGACUGGUCCGACUCUGAGGAUACCAAUCCGGUCUUGCAAGUAUCGGAUGCCGACUCCGGUGUGAUAUUUGAAGAAGUCCGCCAAGGAACAAACGUGGAAGCACAACCGGCUCAACUAGUACUUAACGGUCAAAUAGACCAAGGGAAUUGCUUUGUCGCGCCAACCAACUUUUCUGGACAAACUUUACGCGACGAGAGAAGGCUUGCUCCGUUCGAUCCGUCUCUCCCUGCCUUUACCCUGACCAUCCCCACUCCUCAACUACCGCCUUCGCCGGUUUUCGUGCUCAAGUCGCCCAUUACAGUGUCCAAAUUUGUAUCAGCAUCAUCUAACCCUGCAAACGCUGGGAUAUCCACAGCUAUCCGUGGCUCUCCUGCGCCUAUGGUACCCGCGUGCGAUCGCUGUCGCCUGGCUGAACCAGAGAGCAGCCAAUGUUACUCCUGCUACCAGCAGUGGCUAGCAUGCAAAGUCUGGUAUCAAGCAAAUGAUGGCGGGAGGAGAGCUUGGCUGACCGAGCCGUAUAUCAAGCCUGCGGAGAGUAAUGCGAUCAACAGGGCGGUGACAGAGACGUUCUGGUCGCCAGAGAGGACACCUUUCGAUCCGCGUGGCCUGGGGAUCUUGACCGACGCACUGAUAGGGAGCUCUAUCCAGGCUGAAGGCUUUCCACAUCUAAUUGCGUCGUCUACUGGAUCGCGCGAGGUGGUAGCCUGGAAGCCUCGGCGCGGAGGUGUUUUACUACUGCUUGCGGAGUCCUGGAGGGCGAGUGUCAAUGCACUAAAGUCUAAGUUGUCUUCCUGCCAGAGGCGUAUCGCUCUGGAAUUCAAGACUCUGCGGGUUGCUGAGGUACCCGAUGGUUGGUCUUGCCACAUGAAUCUCGGCUCCGAGGACGACGCCCUGCUGGACGCAUGCUUCGAGCAGCCUCACCGACGAGCGAAGAUAACUUCCAGCUCGAAGUUUGUCGAACAGCUAUUCGACUCGCCCAGCAACGCCAGCAGCAGUUGA
This is a messenger RNA of Sparassis crispa, 1086 nucleotides long. RefSeq lists its product with no specific name. NCBI's taxonomy places the organism in Eukaryota, Fungi, Basidiomycota, Agaricomycetes, Polyporales, Sparassidaceae. The transcript has 3 exons. The record is from RefSeq and is a predicted model, not a curated record. Bases 1 to 1086 code for a protein of 361 amino acids.